CACUUUCCUCCUUCAAGAAACAGGAAGAAGACAGCUACUGUGCCACAGGACGUGCCUGUGUCAAGAAGCUCCUGAAAACCAUGGUCAACCAGCUGCAGACAGAUCAGAGCUGGAUACCCAAGGUGAUUAAAAAGAAAACAUGUUCCACCUUCCUUGAGGACACAAGUGCCCAAAGCAGGCAGCACCUCUGCCAAUGUGGCUACCCGAAGGAACACCACCAUGCGGUCGCCACCGAGGACAACUUCGGAGCGGCAAUCGUCAGCAGGUGGAACACAGCUGAGCACACGACAGAGGAGCCGACUGACGCCUUUGGGGAUGUGGAGUUUUUCGGGAAGGGGCGGAGACAUGGAAAGUUUGUCCGACUUUCUCCGGACACGGAUCCGGCCAUUGUCUACAACCUGAUCACCCAGUCCUGGAGGAUCCCACCGCCCAACCUCGUCGUUUCUGUUGUGGGUGGAGAUGCAAACCUGAAGAUGAAGGCCUGGUUGAAGGACAUCCUCCGGCAGGGCCUAGUCAAGGCCGCACAAAGUACUGGAGCCUGGAUAAUGACGAGCGGGCUACAGGUGGGGAUUGGCAAGUAUGUUGGUGAGGCAGUGCGUGAUCACGCCACCGCAAGCACACACACAGCCACCAAGGUGGUUGCCAUGGGAAUCGCACCGUGGGGAAUAGUGUACAAUAAAAAUCGUCUUGUGAACCCUAAGGGCUCCUUCCCCGUGAGAUACACAGUGAGCAACGACGAAGAGGCGCAGCACGCCCUAGAUGACAAUUACUCCGCUUUCCUUCUGGUGGACAACGGGACCAACAAUCAGAUGGGCGGCGAGAUCCAGUUCCAAGCUCGCCUGGAAGAACAUAUACUGACCCAGAGGACAGGAGUUGGCGGGAGAGGGAGCAUUGAGAUUCCAGUUCUCUGCAUGCUGAUUCAAGGAGGGCCAAACAUGUUGGAGAGGAUAUAUGGAGCCACAAAGAACAACAUUCCAUGGCUCAUCCUGGCAGGAUCAGGAGGGAUUGCAGACGUCUUGGCUGAAGUCAUAGUGGAAUCCUUCACAGCGGAGACCUUGAGGAAACAGGUGGAGGAGUGCUUGCGAAAACACGCUCCUCCUGAAGAUGUUCCCAGCCUGGUGAAGCUGGUGGAGAAGAUUGUUGAAAACAAGCAUUUGAUGACUGUCUACAAUGCAGACCUGGAGGGAGUGGAGGAGUUUGACACAAUUAUUUUGCAAGCACUGUUCAAAGCCUGUAAGAAGAACAGCACCGAUGCCCUGGCAUACCUGGAUGAGCUGAAACUGGCAGUGGCUUGGAGCCGAGUCGAUAUCGCCAAGAGCCAGUUAUUUAAUGGAGAAAUUCUGUGGAAGACCAGUGACCUGGAAGAUCCCAUGACGGCAGCUCUGGUCAAUGACAAACCGGAAUUUGUCAAGCUCUUCAUUGACAAUGGGACCAACAUGGUAGAAUACCUCUCCUAUGGGCGGUUGGAGGAACUGUACAGCUCAGUGGCAGAGAACACCCUCCUCAAUUCCCUCCUCCGCAAGAAGCAGGAGGAGAGGCGGCUCUCCCAGCAGAAGGGGUCCAAGCCUCCCCCCGGGAGCACGGGCCCGGACAGCAGUCGACGGAGUUACACGCUUUGCGAGGUGCUGAAGAUACUGAGCGAUCUGAUGGGAGAUUUUUGUGAUCCACUCUACGGAGAACUCUUCCAGUUAGCCGGAUCCAAGAAAAGGAAGGCGUUGCUGAAUCCCCAGGAAGAUUCCUAUCGGAAGAGGAAAUGUGCCAAUCCCUGGGCGGACCUGUUCAUCUGGGCAGUCCUUCAAAGACGCAGCAAGAUGGCCACCUACUUCUGGGAAAUGGGUGGAGAGUCAGUUUCCUCCGGUCUCAGCGCCUGCCUGCUCCUCAGGGGAAUGUCCCGCCUGGAACCGGAAGCGGAAGGAGCCCAGGUUAUAAAGGAAAUGGUGGCUAAGUUUCAGCAGCUGGCAGUAGACGUUUUUAAUGAGUGUUACCGGCACAACGAGAAGAGGGCCUUUCAGCUGUUGGUGCACAGAUGUCCCAUGUGGGGCAGAGCCACCUGCCUGGAGCUCGCCACCGAGGCCGACGCCCGCAACUUCCUCGCUCACGACGGAGUCCAGGCCUUCCUGAGUCAGAUCUGGUGGGGGGAGAUGGACAGAAACACCGAGAUCUGGAGGCUGAUGCUCGCCUUCUUCUGCCCCCCUUUCAUAUACAGCAACCUCAUCAAGUUCAGGAGCAGCACAGAAGACCAAGUGAUGGAAAGCUCUGCUUCUGAGCCAGAAUGUAAUGAGAAUGACAUGUUGCUGGAGGCUUCGGAGGGCUCCCGUGACAACGAGGCCGAUGUCAAAACGAAAGCCAGAAAUAGGAGGCCAUUUUGGAUGAUCCGGUGGAAGCAGUUCUGGGGAACCCCAGUGACCUCGUUCUUUGGGAACGUCAUCAUGUAUUUCGCCUUCCUGUUCCUUUUUGCCUACAUCUUAAUCCUGGAUCUAUUGCCCAUGAGUCUGUCCAACAUGGAACUCGUCCUGUACGUCUGGGUCCUCACGAUCGUCUUUGAGGAGAUUCGACAGACUUUCUUCAUCAGCAUGGACAUCCCGGUGAAGAAGAAAGUGAAGCUGUACUUCCAGGACAUGUGGAACAUUUGUGACGUCUUGGCCAUUGGUCUCUUCAUCCUCGGGGUCUCUGCAAGGAUGUUCAGGGGGUGGUACGACGCAGGGCGGGUGCUGCUCUGCCUCGACUUCAUGGUCUUCUCCUUCCGCCUGGUGCACAUCUUCGCCGUCCACAAACAGCUGGGACCGAAAAUCAUCAUCGUGGGGAAGAUGAUAAAGGAUGUGUUCUUCUUCCUGUUUUUCCUGGGGGUCUGGCUCAUGGCCUAUGGUGUGACCACCCAAGGAUUGCUGCACCACACGGAAACCCGGGCCAGCUGGAUCUUCCGCAGGGUCUUCUACAGACCCUACCUCCAGAUCUUCGGGCAGAUCCCACUUAACGAGCUUGACGCUGCUCAUAUUCCAAUCUCCAACUGCACAGACGACCCAGUUGCCAUCCUGAUGGAGGAGCUGCCUCCCUGCACCAACACGUAUGCCAACUGGCUGGUUAUCCUGCUACUGACCGUCUUCCUAUUGGUUGCCAACAUCCUGCUGGUCAAUCUGUUGAUCGCCAUGUUCAGUUACACCUUCAAUAAGGUUCAGGAGAACAGUGACAUCUAUUGGAAGUUCCAACGCUACAAGCUGAUCGUGGAGUACCACAAGCGGCCUGCCUUGCCCCCACCCUUCAUCGUCUUCAGUCACCUCAACAUCUUCAUCAAGAGGAACAUCCGGAGGGUCCCGUCUGUGAAGAGCAAGGUCUUCGUGAUGGACUUCCCAGAGUCGGUUGCCAGCAAGCUGAUGACAUGGGAAGCAGUGCAGAAAGAGAACUAUCUUGUGUGCCGCAACAGGGCCAAGCGAGAGAGCAACGUGGAGCAGCUGAAGAGGAUAGUGCAGAAGGUGGACAGCGUUCUGAAUUGCAUAACCGACAUCAGAGAGCAUGACAGGCGCCUGAGAGUCCUUGAAGAACAGGUGGAUUACUGCACUGAAGCCUUAACGUGGUUAGUGGAAUCCUUAAUGCAAAGCGACCUCAUCAAGAAUGCCAAGGCCCCACCAUGUUUACAGACGCAUCAUAUAAAAUAGACAUAAAGCCAUAGCUAUCAGAAAGUGAAAACGGCCUCACCAGUGUUAAUGGAUGGAGAUGGAUUGUACAAGCCAAGAUCUUGACCUCCAUCCUGUCAUCAACUUUUCCACAAAUGCUGUAUUGGGAUCCCGUGCACCAGAGUCCAGAGCUCACAUCUUUGUUAUUUUUCUUGUCAUCAAAACAGAAGUUCACAAUGACAACUGUUCCUUAGCCUUUACCGUGUUUUGUGUGUGGGGGAGAGCAUGGAGUGACAGGGUCAGUUCUGAAUCAGACUGGCAAAGAGCCAACCUGUACAAAAUGGGCAGGAUAUCCCGCACCAGUGCAGGCCCACCUGGUUAACAAAUGAGUUCUGAUUUUACAGACAUCCAUAAGUCGAUUUUGUCCAUGUCGGAAAAUACAUGAAAAUUACUGGAUAUGGUAAACACACCUCCACAGUAUUGUAAUAAAUGGCAUCAAAAGACCGAUAAGAAUGAACAGUUACUAAGAGUGGAGAGAAUGAGGACACUAGUUCUGCCAUUCGUAGGAACGAACAUACGUACUUGUGUCAGACUUCUGAAUUUAGUAAUAUUAUGGGAGCUCGUUCGUAUGCAUGUGUAUCCAUAAGUCAGGUGUUCGAACCCAGGAUGGCCUGUAUUGUAAGCUUGAUUCUACUCUAUAAGGUACAGUACAUUCAUCUGAGCAAGUGGAAUGAAUUACAGUUUAAACCAACAGCAAGUUUAGGAAAGUUUCAGUCUCCUUGCUCAUUCUGCUCCUUUGCCUAUGCACUCUGAGCCUG
This is a messenger RNA of Pristis pectinata (smalltooth sawfish), 4429 nucleotides long. Its product is annotated as transient receptor potential cation channel subfamily M member 4-like. Bases 81 to 3653 code for a protein of 1190 amino acids. Gene Ontology annotation, biological process: calcium ion transmembrane transport. Gene Ontology annotation, cellular component: membrane. The record is from RefSeq and is a predicted model, not a curated record. The transcript is spliced from 26 exons. Gene Ontology annotation, molecular function: calcium-activated cation channel activity; ligand-gated calcium channel activity. Lineage: Eukaryota; Metazoa; Chordata; Chondrichthyes; Rhinopristiformes; Pristidae.